Molecule: messenger RNA, 1266 nt
Organism: Solea senegalensis (Senegalese sole)
Lineage: Eukaryota; Metazoa; Chordata; Actinopteri; Pleuronectiformes; Soleidae
Gene: ptrh1
Product: peptidyl-tRNA hydrolase 1 homolog
Exons: 5
Coding region: 370-1176 (268 amino acids)
Molecular function (GO): peptidyl-tRNA hydrolase activity
Source: RefSeq, a predicted model, not a curated record
CUUUGUUAUUUGUUGACCUUUGUAAUGAAGAGGGACAUGCUAACGUCACAUGCUAGUGUUUAGAAGAUGACACUGAUUUUAAUAGAGAAAUAAUCGCUUUAAUCGGAUUUAAUCGUGACGUCGCUCGUUGUUUCGCUGAAUUAUGUCGUGAUUUAAAGUCGCUGUUCUGUGUCGAGUGAGUUUAGAAGCUACAGUGAGCUAAUGUUAGCAGUGACAGGUAGUGACGUUUCUGUUCUCGUGCUUUACUCUAAAAUACUGUCAACGACCUUUCAUUUCCGUUUCAGCACAUAUUGAAUUGUUAAAGGGCAUUAAAUGACUGUGAAUACGUAGUAAAAUGUACAUUUAGAAGACGUUUGUUUGAUACGACGAAUGAAACAAAUCUCACUUUUCAACAAGUUCCGUCGCUGUGUUUGUCACGUGUUCAAAAAGGUGAUAAACCUCCUCACAAUGCGUCAGCUCGUGAGCAGAGUGAUAAACCGGCUUUUAGUGAGUGAAGUGUUCACACCUGUCACACCUGCGACGCGUUCCCACGCCGAGAUUCAUUCACAUCACCGCACAAAGAUGGUGGUGGGGCUGGGGAACACUGGGAUGGAGGGAACCAGGCACAGUGUCGGCAUGGCGGUGCUCGGAGCUCUGGCCUCUCGGCUCGGCGUGGCUGAACACUGGCGUGGAGAUAAGCACGUGUGUGGUGAGGUCAUCGUGCACACGCACGUGGUGCUGCUGCGUCCCAGGCUGCUGAUGAACAUCAACGGAGUGUCUGUGGCCAAAGCAGCUAAGAAAUACGGCGUUGCGCCUGAGAACAUCCUUCUGGUCCAUGAUGAACUGGACAAACCUCUGGGGAAGAUCGCAGUCAAACAUGGAGGAAGCGCCAGAGGUCAUAAUGGAGUCCGGUCCUGUGUAGACUGUCUUCACACUGAUGUCAUGCAGAGACUCCGUGUCGGGAUUGGUCGGCCGCUGGGGAAAACGUCGGUGGAGCGCCACGUCCUCGGUCGCUUCUCCUCUGAGGAGCGGAAGCUUUUGGACUCUGUGCUGGUCCAGAGUGUGGACGUCCUCCUGUCCCUGCUGCCCCAGCAACAGGACUCCCAGUCCAGCUCCUCCUCACCAGCAGGGGGCAGACGAGCAGCACAAAGCAGGGAUGAGGACAAGUGUUCAGACUCGACUGCUGCUCAGAGCUGAACUUUGACUCAGGAAAAGAAUAAACGGACUCUAUUUCAUCUGAGUUUAAAUUAUUUUUUUGAAGUUUAAAUUAAACGUUUUUACAAGUGA